GAGCAGUUAGUGGGCAGUUGGCGCCCCCCACUACUCAAGCCUCCGCCCCAGAGACUUGCCCCGCACGGCACCGGCUCACCAUGAUCGCCACCGGUGGCCUACUGAGGAUUUCCGCCAGAAAGCAAGAUCCCCUCCGUCCCCCAAGCCAGGUCCCCAAACGCAAACGGAAAGCUAAGAAAAGGCGCAAGAACGACGUGGUGGUGGUGAAAGGCAAGCUAAAGCUGUGCUCCAUCUCGGGGCUCAUCGCCCUCUGCGGGAUCCUGGUGCUGCUGGUGGGCAUAGCCAUGGCGGUGGUGGGCUACUGGCCCAAGGCCAACGGGGCCAGUAGGGAAGGGGGUAGGCAGCUGCCGCCCGCAGGCAGCGGCCACCGCGUCCCGACCGCGGCCAGUAGCAGCAGCGGUGGGAGCAAAAACCGGUCCAGGAGCCACCUGGGAGCCUCGGGGGCUGUCAACUCCAGUUCGGUGGGCGCGCCCCGAAGCACGCCCCCAGCGCGAUCAGCCUCGCCUUCGUCCGCCUCCGCCUCCACGUCCGUGGGUUUCUUCUUCCGCGUCUUCUCCGGAUACCUGCACUCUGACAAGCUCAAGGUCUUCGGGCCCCUCAUCAUGGGCAUAGGCAUCUUCCUCUUCAUCUGCGCCAACGCGGUGCUCCACGAGAACCGAGACAAGAAGACCAAGAUCAUCAACCUGCGGGACCUCUACUCCACCGUCAUCGACGUGCACAGCCUCCGCGCCAAAGACCUGGCGGCCGCCGCCGCCGCCGCCGCCGCCGCCGCCGCCUCCUCGUCCUCCGCGCCCACCUCGGCGCCCCCCGGAGCCGCGCCACUCAACGGCUUCCUCACCUACGUGCAGUCGCGGGGGCUGGAGCUGAAGCCCGGGAGCUGCGGCGGCGGCGCCGGGGACGCCUUCGGGGCGGCGGCGUUGCUGGCCAGGGGCUCGUGGCCUCACGCCGCGGCUCUCGGCGGGGGCGGCGGCGGGGCCAAGGGCGCCGCGUCCCCGCCGGACCUGGCCUCUUCCCCGCGCUGCCCGCGGGAGCCCGCGAGCCUGCCGGAGGCCGUGUACAGCAUCUACGGCGAGCGCUCGGGCGUGGCUGGCCGUCGCCGGGCCGCCGCCGCCAGCAGCAGCGCCAGCCACCCGGCGCCCUGCAGCCCGCCCGAGAGCUGGGGGCGCCAGAGCACCGCCAGCUCCCUCGUGGGCUCCUCGCUCAGCGCCUUCGCGUUGCUACCCUUGCAAGGGGACCGCGACGGGGACGGGGACGGGGACGGGGAUGAGGAGGGCGCUAGCUGCAGCUGGCGGAGGCCGCCUGGGGAACGCGGCUCCUGGGAGAUCCCGCGCGGCGAGCUCGACCUGAGCUUGACCGACCUCCGCGGCGCCCCGGGCUGCUCGCGUUGGGCGCCGAGCGAGCUGGAGGAGCCCGAGGGCGCGGCGGCGGCGGCGGCGCGCACCGCCAGGGGGCAGGGUGGCCGCCUGCCCAGGACCGGCAGGUACGCGGCCCUGCGGCGCCGCAGCACCAGCGGGCUCCCGGACUACCGGGCGCCGCCGUCCCCGGAGCCCCCACCCUCCCCGCUCAGCGCGGAGCUGGACUCGAGCCUUCUAGCCCAAGCCGCCUCCCAGUCCCCGCCCCUGCGGCUGGAGGACUCGCCCCCCGCCAGGCCGGACUCGCCGAGCUCCCAGUCGGAUGACCCUUCCUGCUGCAAUAAGGGCUACAGUCCCCUGCGGGAGGCUGGCACCUCUUUGGAGUCAGUUGUGGAAGCAGUAGCCAGUAAAAGUCCAGACUGUGAGGCCGCCACGGCCCCGGGUGCGGAGCCGAGUCCCCCGGAGGAUCCCGACCAAGGGCCAUGUGAGGCCCAGCCACCUCAGCCGGUGCAGAGGCAGUUUACAAACAAGGAGAAACUCUUUAUGAUUUCCCGGUCUCAUGCCAUAGGGGUAGAGGAUGGAGAACUGGAAAGUACUGGCAUUUAGGGCAAGCGGGAGCAAGAUGGGGGAAAGGAGUGAGAAAAUUGGGGAAAUGCCCACUUGAAUCGGCGAAUUUAACAUUUCCCUCUUUCCUUGUGGACUCAUCCGAGGAAAUCGUCCAAUACCCAAAGAGCUGCAGAAUGUUAUCCUUGAAUUGUGUUCACAAGAUUCCUGUAGAUAACUCCAAGCAAAAUUUUUUUUUAAAAAAAAGCUAACUAGUCUUUUAUGUCCGAUGGUGAUUGUACGUUCCAUGAAAACCAAAUGUAUUAAAAAGUCAGCAAUCUAGUUCAUUAGAUAAAAUUCUCUUAAUUUUCUUAGGAUCAAAAUAAUAUAUUUUUGACAGUAACUGUGCACUUUACUCCAACUUCUCUCCCCCUUUCAUGUCCGUACCCCUGUACUCUGCUGCUGGUUUUGUCCAUAGCUGCUUGUGAAUGACAAGCUUCCUUUCUCCUGUGCUUUUGGGGAGCAUAGAAGGGACUGUCCUUUCUAUGAGAACUGAUCUUUCUAGAGGAAGUCAAAGCCAGAAGCAGGAGUAUGUCAGAAGAGAGCACUUUCCUUGCCCCAACCCCACACUGCUCCAACAGCCCAAAGGCCUCUUUAUUUUUUAAAAGGGUAUUUACAUUUUGCUACCAGGGUAUCUGAUGGAGAAGGGGAGGGGCAGCGUCUAGAUGGACUGUUACAUUCCUAAGUUCACUAUAUCAAGUACACGAUACUUUAUUGAGUAUUACCGCACCUGUGUUGCAA
Messenger RNA from Hyaena hyaena (striped hyena), 2696 nucleotides. It is a transcript of the gene TMEM200C, whose product is annotated as transmembrane protein 200C. Bases 81 to 1958 code for a protein of 625 amino acids. NCBI's taxonomy places the organism in Eukaryota, Metazoa, Chordata, Mammalia, Carnivora, Hyaenidae. The record is from RefSeq and is a predicted model, not a curated record. The transcript has a single exon.